Molecule: messenger RNA, 1195 nt
Organism: Paecilomyces variotii
Lineage: Eukaryota; Fungi; Ascomycota; Eurotiomycetes; Eurotiales; Thermoascaceae
Product: U6 snRNA phosphodiesterase Usb1
Exons: 3
Coding region: 104-1084 (326 amino acids)
Biological process (GO): U6 snRNA 3'-end processing
Cellular component (GO): nucleus
Molecular function (GO): 3'-5'-RNA exonuclease activity
Source: RefSeq, a predicted model, not a curated record
CGCCGCGUUGAUUCGCUAUCAUGUAUAAGUAGACAAGAACAACUUGGAACGUUGACCAUUUUCUCAAUCAACAUACGUUAGGUAUGGCUGGCACUUUAUCUUGAUGGCUCUAGUACAAUACUCAGAUUCCGAAUCUGACACGGACGAUCGUCGCUCCUCAAGUGCCUCGCCACCUAGACCGGCAAAGAGAUUACGGCAAGAUAGUCGCCCUUCAAAACCCAAAGAAACGUCUUCGUUGCCAGCGCUGCCUGCAAACUUUCACGAUCUGUACGCGUCUAGCACGAGAGUCAGUGUGAAAGACGAUCCUAGUCUUCAUGGCGGCCGCAAGCGCGUCAUUCCUCACGUCGAGGGAAACUGGCCGACCCAUCUAUAUCUCGAGUGGUAUCCAUCAAAACCAGAACUAGAUGUUCUGAACAAUAUCAUCUCUCAAGUCCGAAAUCAGCUUGGCCAGAGCAAUAUCAAGGUCCACAGUCUGCUCCAGAAUGACCUGGGAGUUUACCUUCCGCUUCACAUCAGUCUAUCGAGACCCGUAGUCCUCGUGACUGAGCAGAGACAGCAAUUCUUGGAUCUGUAUCAAAAAGCAAUUGUACAUUCGGAUAUACGACCGUUUCACGUCACUCUAGAGGAACUGGAUUGGGUUUCUAAUUAUGAGAAAACGCGCUGGUUCCUGGUUCUGCGCGUGAGCAAGCCGGAAAAUGACAGUUUGAACCGCCUUUUACGGAUAUCGAACCAAUGUCUAGCCUCUUUCGGUCAACCGCCGCUGUACGAGAGCGCUGCCAAGUAUCCUUCUCUAUCGCGUGGGAAGGAUAAAAGCGGUACUUCUCGCGGGAAAAGAAAGGAAGAUCCCCAGAGAGAGGUUACAGAGUCUACUAUGGAUUAUUCGAAUUUCUUUCACAUAUCUAUUGGAUGGAACCUCGAGGAACCAUCUCCGCAGGAUAGAGUGCGUGUCAGCUCAAUAGAUCUUGGGAAGGUAAAAGAACUGAAAGUGCAUUUUCUCUCGGUCAAGGCGAAAAUUGGAAAUACUGUGUCGAAUAUAGAUCUCCAAACGAAGUCCCUGGAAGAGAGGGGUUUCGUGGGGCUUUAAUGAGUGAUUACAUGUUGAUAUCGUGAAAAUGAAAAUUGAAUAGUUAAAUGGUUGCGUACAACAACAGAGCCAUUCGAUAUCGCUUUAUAAUAACCAACAACCACGCGGUCA